This is a messenger RNA of Penicillium verrucosum, 1137 nucleotides long. RefSeq names its product putative integral membrane protein. The record is from RefSeq and is a predicted model, not a curated record. Bases 1 to 1137 code for a protein of 378 amino acids. The transcript is spliced from 3 exons. NCBI's taxonomy places the organism in Eukaryota, Fungi, Ascomycota, Eurotiomycetes, Eurotiales, Aspergillaceae.
AUGGUUGUUACCUUUCCUAUAGAGACGCCAGCCCAAAGGCAGGUCUUGGGCGUGGCUAUUGCUUUCUCCAUUCUAGCUGUGGUAGCAGUGUUUCUGCGACUUCUAGCUCACCAUCUCGCGAAUAAGAGAUGGAUCAUCAGUGACUAUUUCAUAGUUGCCGCCGUUAUAUUUGCCGUCGGUCUCCAGUCCAUCAGCAUCACCGGCGUGAUACAAGCGGGCAUUGGUUAUGAUCAUGUCAAGGCAAUUGUACCCAAGUAUGGGCCCGGCCCUAUCGCUAAACUCCUCCAGCUGAUUGUCCCAUUGCAAUUUCUUUGGGUUCUGAGUCUCAGCUGUACAAAAGUCUCCAUAUUGUUCUUAUAUCUUAGCAUCUUCCCCGUCACUUGGGUCGUGCGGAUUUCCUGGACAACAAUGGGUGUGAUUGUAGCCUGGACUGUUGGAACAAUACUGGCCGGGUGUUUGAUAUGUCGGCCCUUUGCAUAUAACUGGGACCAGACUAUUCCUGGGGGAUCGUGUGGAAACCAGGUUACCUCCUUCACGGUGACGGGAGUUAUAAAUCUCCUCACCGAUGUUGUUGUGUUGGUGACGCCUAUGCCGCUGCUGUAUAGUCUGCAGAUGGCAACAUAUAAGAAAGUGACAUUCAUCACCAUCUUCGGCCUCGGAGGAGUCACGUGCAUCAUCAGCAUUCUUCGUAUCUCCAUACUCUCCACAAUGGACUUCGCCGACAUCUCUUACUCGAUUCCCCUUGCCAACAUUUUCAGUGGCCUGGAGCCCUGUCUCGCCGUCAUCCUCGCUUCAGUUCCUAUGAUGCGCCCCCUCCUGGGACGUUCAACAUACACCCCCGAGGUGACAGUUCGUCCUUCAAAUAAGUCUUCGUCCCCACCUGGAAGAUCUAGGUCUACUGGCGAUGGCGAGUUCCAGCCGCUUCAAGAUAACUCGAGUCAGCUGUGCUUGCAGCCGGUUGGACCAAAGCAUAAGGUCGGUGUCGCAGUCCAAAACCCCACACAGACGAGAGAGUUACGUCGUGGGAGCGAAGAUACUCUUGAAGCGGGGGAGAGCAGGGAUAUGGAUCAGGCACAAAAGGGAGGUUUGGGAAUUUCAGUUAGGCAGGAAUGGGUUGUUUCGCAUGGACGAAAGUAA